Cornus florida is the source of this 444-nucleotide messenger RNA. RefSeq lists its product as uncharacterized. The record is from RefSeq and is a predicted model, not a curated record. Bases 1 to 444 code for a protein of 147 amino acids. The transcript has a single exon. Lineage: Eukaryota; Viridiplantae; Streptophyta; Magnoliopsida; Cornales; Cornaceae.
AUGCAUUUUCAUGGAUUUGACAUUAUAGCUGUAUAUGUUGACGAUCUAAAUCUUGUGGGAACUCUUGAAGAGCUCACCACGACUGCUAAUUAUUUAAAGAAAGAAUUUGAAAUGAAAGAUCUUGGUGGAACAAAAUUUUAUCUCGGCCUGCAGAUCAAACAUUUACCAAGUGGAAUUCUUUUCAAUCAGUCAACAUAUACUGAAAAAGUCUUGAGGCGCUUUUAUAUGGAUAAAGCUCACCCCUCGAGUUCUCUAAUGAUUGUCCGAUCACUUGAUGUUAAGAAAGAUCAUUUUCGUCCUCAAGAAGAAGGCGAAGAAAUUCUUGGUCCUGAAGUACCAUAUUUUAGUGCAAUCGGUGCUCUAAUGCACCUUGCAAAUUGUACUAGACCUGAUAUAGCAUUUGCAGUCAACUUACUAGCACGAUAUAGUUCUGAACCAACUUGA